AUGAGCUGUUCUCCGUCAUGGUGCAUCAAGGAAGCGCUGCAGGCGGAGCUUGGUUUAGGAACAUGGAUCAAGGGCAGUGGUACUGCUUCAAUGACACACGCGUCGAACCCGUUGGCCCUGAAGAAAUUUCGAAAAGUUUUGGUGGUUCUUAUGGCGGGUGGUCUACAAAUUAGUAAAUUGAAUGCCAGUUUUAUUCGUACAGCAAAUCUGCCUGUUCACAUUACUCAACUGAAAAGUCAGUGGAAAGAACAAGAAGCUGAGCGAGAGAGGCAACGAAUUUAUUUACUGAAUCUUGUAAAUAUCAAAGUUCAUCUGAAUAUGGUGUGUGACAAUGAUUCUAUGCUAAGCGAACAGUUUGUGAUAGAUAUGCCCCGUUCGAACACAUUAUGUGAUGUGUACAAUCAGGCUUUGAAAUUUUUCGAGGAGAAAGCCCAGGCGCUUGCUACGUCAGAGAAA
Cylicostephanus goldi is the source of this 456-nucleotide messenger RNA. NCBI's taxonomy places the organism in Eukaryota, Metazoa, Nematoda, Chromadorea, Rhabditida, Strongylidae. The record is from the annotation of a GenBank genome assembly.